Molecule: messenger RNA, 2545 nt
Organism: Suncus etruscus (white-toothed pygmy shrew)
Lineage: Eukaryota; Metazoa; Chordata; Mammalia; Eulipotyphla; Soricidae
Gene: DHX32
Product: DEAH-box helicase 32 (putative)
Exons: 11
Coding region: 85-2472 (795 amino acids)
Cellular component (GO): intracellular anatomical structure; spliceosomal complex
Molecular function (GO): RNA binding
Source: RefSeq, a predicted model, not a curated record
GGCUGACCUGCUUUAACUCACGGAGGUGUGUCUGAGCCCAAGAGCCAAGGCAGCGCUGACGAAUCCCGCCUACAAGAUCCCUGAAUGAAGAGCAGCAGCCCAAGGCAGCCCGAGACUGUUCCAGCUGGGGACGACCUCGAGUCCUGUCCCUUCCCCGCGACCACCCCGGGUUCCACCCCCUCGAGCCCAGCACUCUCGCUUGGAGAAUGUCUAUCUCGUGGUAGCUCAGAGACGAUGGAUGAAGACCUGGUGGGCGCUGAUGCCUCCCCAGAGAAACGCUACUUCCCUGACUCCCUGGGCUCCAGCGAUGGGGGUGAAGAUGGGGUGCUGGCCUGCGAGGACCUGGAGCUCAACCCUUUUGAUGGGCUGCCCUACUCGUCCCGCUACUACAAACUGCUGAAGGAGCGGGAGGCGCUGCCCAUCUGGAAGGAGAAAUACUCCUUCAUGGAGAGCCUGCUGCAGAGCCAGGUCGUCCUGGUCUCCGGAGACGCCAAAUGUGGCAAGAGCUCUCAGAUCCCUCAGUGGUGUGCCGAGUACUGUUUGUCAGUCCACUACCAGCACGGCGGGGUGGCCUGCACGCAGGUUCACAAGCAGACAGCUGUCCAGCUGGCCCUACGGGUCGCCGACGAGAUGGAUGUGAACAUUGGGCACGAGGUUGGCUACGUGAUCCCCUUUGAGAACUGCUGUACCAGUGAGACCAUCCUGAGGUACUGCUCGGAUGACAUGCUACAGCGGGAGAUGAUGUCCAGCCCUUUCCUAGCUAGCUAUGGCGUCAUCAUUCUGGACGAUGCCCACGAGCGGAGCAUCGCCACCGACGUGCUGCUGGGGCUGCUCAAGGACGUGCUACUGGCCCGGCCCGAGCUCAAGCUGGUUGUCUGCUCCUCUCCACAUCUGGCUAGCCGGCUGCACACCUACUAUGGCGAUGCACCGCUCCUGGAGGUGAGGCACAUGUGCCCCGUCGAGGUGGUGCACUUGGGUGGCAGUGCUGACGGUGACUCCUUCCAGCAUGUCCUGCACCUCAUCUUUGACAUCCACCGCUCGGGAGACAAGGGCGAUAUCGUGGUCUUCCUGGCAGGGGAGCAGGAUAUUGAAAAGGCCUAUGAACUCCUCUGCCAAGAAGGCUCGAAUCUGAACCCAGACCUCGGUGAGCUGCUGGUGGUGCCCUUGUUUCCGGGGGAGAAGAGUCCAGUGUUCCGGCCGCCCGAGGAGUCUGAGAGGGGCAGCCGGGCCAACCUGCGCCGGGUGGUGCUCACGGCCAGUGCGGGCGAGACACUCAUCUGCAGCCACACAGUUCGCUUCGUCAUCGAUGUGGGCCUGGAGAGGAGGAAGGUAUACAACCCUCGGAUCCGGGCCGACUCACUCGUCCUGCAGCCAGUCAGCCAGAGCCAGGCCGACAUCCGCAAACAGAUCCUCGGCGCCUCGAGUUCAGGCAAACUCUUCUGUCUUUACUCGGAAGAGUUCGCUGCCAAGGCCAUGAGGCCCCUGAGGCCCGCUGAGAUGCAGGAGUCUAACCUUACUGGCCUGGUGCUAUUCCUGAAGAGAGUGGACAUUGCUGGCCUUGGCCACUGUGACUUCAUGAACAGACCAGCUCCCGAGAGUCUGAUGCAAGCUCUGGAGGACCUGGACUACCUGGCUGCACUGGAUAACGAUGGCAACUUGUCAGAGUUUGGGAUCAUCAUGUCUGAGUUCCCGCUCGACCCGCAGCUCUCCAAGGCCAUCCUGGCAUCCUGCGAGUUCAACUGCGUGGACGAGAUGCUCACUGUUGCUGCCAUGGUCACAGCCCCACCCUGCUUUUUGGACCUGCCGCCAGAAGCAGAUGGAGGCCCCUCACCCGGCUGGAAGUCGUUCCUACACCCUGAUGGGGACCACUUCACCCUCAUCAACGUCUUCAAGGCCUACCAGGAUGCUCUGCUAGCAUCCAGCAGUGAGCACAGUCUGGAGAAAUGGUGCCAUGAGCACCUGCUUAGCAGCUCAGCGUUGAGCACAGCGGCCGCCAUCCGGGCUGAGCUGGUGGACAUUGUCCGGCGCAUUGAGCUUCCCUACGCCGAGCCAGCCUUUGGCUCCACUGAGAACACCCUGAACCUCAAGAAAGCGCUCGUGUCCGGCUUCUUCAUGCAGAUUGCGCGGGACGUGGACGGCUCUGGUAACUACCUGAUGCUGGCGCAGAAGCAGGUGGCCCAACUGCACCCCGUAUCAGGCUACUCGGUAACUGGGAAGACACCUGAAUGGGUCCUCUUCCACAAGUUCAGCAUCUCCGAUAACAAUUACAUCCGGGUCACCUCAGAGAUCUCCCCAGAAUUGUUUGUCCAGCUGGCCCCACAGUACUACUUCAGCAACCUGCCGGCCAGUGAGAGCAAGGAUAUCCUCCAGCGUCUCAUGGACCAUUUGACCCUGGCGCCCUCUGGGAAAACGCCUGGUGCAUGCGAGACGGGGAGCCCUGACACUCCUGAGCAGAGGUGUUUGGUGCAGUGACCCAUGCGCCCUCCCAGAACAGCCCCAGAAAACUAACUUUGUAUAGUAUUUAAAAAUAAAAAAUAGAAAUUUU